Messenger RNA from Lutra lutra (Eurasian river otter), 7352 nucleotides. It is a transcript of the gene ERCC6L2, whose product is annotated as ERCC excision repair 6 like 2. The record is from RefSeq and is a predicted model, not a curated record. NCBI's taxonomy places the organism in Eukaryota, Metazoa, Chordata, Mammalia, Carnivora, Mustelidae. Bases 364 to 5010 code for a protein of 1548 amino acids. The transcript is spliced from 19 exons. Gene Ontology annotation, molecular function: ATP-dependent chromatin remodeler activity; ATP binding.
AAGUUGCGGGAAGGUAGGGGUAGGGUCUGCUCUGAAAGAGAGGGUAAGGGGUCCGUCCAUUUGCCGGCUUGCUUCCUCCCCUGGCGGAUCGCGGGAUGACUAGGUGAGCACCGCCUUGCCAGUCUCCACAGCGCUCUCCAGCUCUGCCGCUGCCUGAGACGCCGCCUCCCUUCUCCCUGGAUCCUCUCGGGCUCCACCUGGGUUCCCCUCGGCCGCUGGCGUCGCGCUUCAGGGGGGCGAUGUACGCAGGGCUGCAGGAAGUGGCGUUGGCCUCAGUCUUCCCGCCCGCCUCGUCCUCCAGGUCCUCGGCCGCCUGUCGAGUGUCGUACGCAGCCAGGCUGCCCGGGCCCUCCCCCUGGCCAGAUGGAUCCCUCUGCCCCCAAGCCUCGCGCGGAAACCGCCGGCAAAGACAUAUGGCAUCCAGGAGAAAGAUGUCUUGCCCCUUCUCCAGAUAAUGGGACACUUUGUGAAGCAAGCGUAAAAUCUGUCACAGUGGAUGAAAAUGGGAAGUCCUUUGCAAUCAUCUUAUAUUCAGAUUUUCAAGAAAGAAAAGUACCUCUUAAAAGACUUCAAGAAAUAAAAUCUGUUAAAGAUUGCUCCAGGAAUUUUAUAUUUGAUGAUGAAGAUUUGGAAAAACCUUAUUUCCCAGACCGAAAAUUUCCAUCAUCUGCUGUUGCUUUUCCGUUAUCUGAAGAUGGGGACUCUAUUCCUUAUACUAUUAAUAGGUAUUUGAGAGACUACCAAAGGGAAGGAGCCCAGUUUCUCUAUGCACACUUCAUUCAAGGAAAAGGAUGUAUUCUUGGUGAUGACAUGGGACUUGGAAAAACAGUACAGGUUAUUUCAUUUUUGGCUGCAGUUUUGCAUAAAAAGGGAACUCGUGAAGAUAUUGAAAACAACAUGCCGGAAUUUUUACUAAGAAGUAUGAAAAAGGAGCCUCCUUCUAUAGCAAAAAAAAUGUUCUUAAUAGUUGCUCCUCUUUCUGUCCUCUACAACUGGAGGGAUGAAUUGGACACCUGGGGAUAUUUCAGAGUCACUAUUUUACAUGGUAACAAAAAAGACAAUGAACUGAUUCGUGUAAAGCAAAGGAAAUGUGAAAUUGCUCUAACAACUUAUGAAACACUACGUUUAUGUCUGGAGGAACUUAACAGUUUGGAAUGGUCAGCUGUUAUUGUAGAUGAAGCUCACAGAAUCAAGAAUCCAAAGGCUAGAAUAACAGAAGUUAUGAAAGCUUUGAAAUGUAAUGUCCGCAUUGGUCUCACUGGAACCAUUCUUCAGAACAACAUGAAAGAACUGUGGUGUGUUAUGGACUGGGCUGUGCCAGGACUUUUAGGUAGUAGGAUCCACUUCAAGAAGCAGUUUUCUGACCCCGUAGAACAUGGUCAGAGACACACAGCAACAAAAAGAGAACUAGCCACUGGCCGAAAGGCCAUGCAAAGGCUUGCGAAAAAGAUGUCUGGGUGGUUUCUCAGGCGUACCAAGGCUCUAAUCAAGGAUCAGUUGCCUAAGAAGGAAGACCGGAUGGUAUAUUGUUCUCUGACAGAUUUUCAGAAAGCUGUCUAUCAAACAGUAUUAGAAACAAAAGAUAUGACUUUGAUACUUCAGUCUUCUGAGCCUUGUAGCUGCAGCAGUGGCCGGAAAAGGAGAAAUUGUUGUUACAAGACCAAUUCACAUGGUGAAACAGUGAAAACCUUGUAUUUCAGUUACCUUGCCGUCCUUCAGAAGGUAGCCAACCAUGUUGCACUACUGCAGUCUACUGGCACCUCCAAACACCAGGAAACACUUAUCAAAAGAAUAUGUGAUCAGGUAUUUUCCAAGUUCCCAGAUUUUGUGCAGAAAAGCAAAGGUGCAGCUUUUGAAACCCUAUCUGAUCCAAAAUACAGUGGGAAAAUGAAGGUCCUUCAGCAGCUUUUAAAUCAUUGCAGGAAAAACAAAGAUAAAAUACUUCUUUUCUCCUUUUCCACCAAGUUGCUUGAUGUUCUGCAGCAAUACUGUAUGGCGGCUGGACUUGAUUACCGACGACUUGAUGGAAGUACGAAAUCAGAGGAAAGACUUAAGAUUGUGAAAGAGUUCAACAGUACACAAGAUAUUAACAUUUGCCUAGUAUCCACAAUGGCUGGUGGACUAGGCCUCAAUUUUGUUGGUGCCAAUGUUGUUGUAUUAUUUGAUCCUACUUGGAAUCCAGCCAAUGAUCUUCAAGCAAUUGACAGAGCAUAUAGGAUUGGGCAGUGCAGGGAUGUGAAAGUAUUUAGGCUAAUAUCUUUGGGAACUGUGGAGGAAAUCAUGUACUUACGACAGGUAUACAAACAGCAACUUCACUGUGUGGUGGUUGGAAGUGAAAACGCCAAGCGAUAUUUUGAAGCAGUUCAAGGAUCAAAAGAGCAUCGAGGAGAGCUUUUUGGGGUCUAUAAUCUCUUCAAACUAAGGUCCCAAGGGUCUUGUCUUACAAGGGACAUCCUUGAGAGAGAAGGCAAAGUGGAAGCAGGGAUCAUGACGGCCACAUCAUGGUUGAAAGAGGAGCCUCUGGUACACAAACAAGAAACGUCUAGAGAGACUGACUGUCAAGAACACAGAAGUCUAGAACAACCUGCGGAGUUGCCAACAAAUGAAGCAUGUGAUCUCUGCAGUGAUUUUAGUGAUGAUGAAUCAGUGGGAAGCUCAAGAACAAAGACUGCUAAAAACAAAGCAUCUGACUCAAGUAAAGCUUCGGGUUCUCCUGGACAGCUUACCCUACUCCACUGUGGUUUCUCUAAAUUGUUUGAAACAAAAUACAAAGCAGUUGAGGAUAGUGAUGGAAAUACUGCCUCUGAUGAUGAAAGUUCUGAUGAACAGCCCAUGUGUCUUUCAACAGAAGCCAAAGAUGUUGGUUAUCAGAAGUGUCAUGACUCUCUUGGUACUUCAAAACACCAGAAAUUAGCUAGUAUCCUAAAUCCAAAUGAAAAAUGUAUUUUUGAUAAAAGUGAGAAAAUUUUCAAACAAAAUAUUUCUUCAGAGUCUGGUGAUGAGAAACAUUUUAAAAAUACAGCUGACCACCAUUGCACUUUACCGAAUGUCACAGAAUCAGAAGAUAGUGAUGUCGUCUUUCCUACACAAUAUACGACUCAGAGAUGCCCUAAGAAUGGUAUAAAGUUUAAGCCACUUGUGGAUGGACCUCAAGAUUCUGAAACAGAUAAUCCUGUAAAAAUAAGAAAUAAUGGUGAUGAUAGAAAGACUGAUGUCAAAGGAAAUAGACAAAUUUCAAAACAAUUAAAUCCUGAGAACAUGACCCUGAAAUCUAUUAUGAAAAGAAAAGGCAGUAGUGAUAUUAGUGAUGAGUCUGAUGACAUUGAAAUUUCCUCUGAGUCAAGAGUAAGAAAGCGAAGAACUGCUAGUUCUUUGAGGUUUAAGAGAAAAAAGGAAAAUAAAAAGGAACUUCUCACUUUUCCUAAAACAAUGAAGAAAACAAAUCAACUGUAUGCAGCAGAUGGAGAUUGUAACUCUCAGGCUAUUGAUGAUUUUUCAUCCUCAGAUGAUGAUUUAACUGUUCGCCACAUCAGUUUCUCUAAACAGAGCCAUCCACCAAAAACUAUAAAAGAUAGAAUCAGUUUCUCUUCAAAAUUGCCUAACCAUAAGGAAAAUGGCACUUGUAUGCCAAGAAAAUCAAUGAAAUUUUCAAAUGAGAAAAUUGUCAAUCAAGAGCAGGUGUAUGAGUCAAUGGAUAAAUUUUUAGAUGGUGUUCAAGAAGUGGCUUAUAUUCACUCCAACCAGACUGUGAUUGGAUCUAGCAAAGCUGAAAAUCACAUGAGCCGAUGGGCAGCACGGGAUGUGUUUGAAUUGAAGCAGUUUUCCCAGCUUCCCGCCAAUGUAGCUGUUUGCACUUCUAAGACACAUAAAGAAAAAGUGAAAACAGAUACAUUGACACAUACAAAGGAAGGUCACCAACUAAGUGAAGGAAGUAUUUCAUUUCCCCUUUACAUUUCACACCCUGUAACCCAGAAGAAGAAAAAAGUCUACCGCACAGACCAGACCACCUUCAUAAUUGGGGAAACGCCAAAGGGAAUCCGCAGAAAACAAUUUGAAGAAAUGGCUUCUUAUUUUAACUUGCCUUCUGUAAAGGAAUUUGCUGAACAUAUAACUAAUGCCACAUCAGAAGAACGACAGAAAAUGCUAAAAGACUUUUAUGCUUCUCAGUAUCCAGAGGUAAAAGAAUUUUUUGUGGAUUCUGCUGCAGAACUCAUUAAAUCUUCCCAUCAGAAAAGAGAGAGAGUCAGGAAUAAGUCUGAAAAAAGAGAAUCUCUUAAGAAAGAAAGGCUGUCAGAUUCUGAAACUUUGUCAUUUAAAGAUUCUCCCAAAAAAGUUUCUCAAAUUUGCAGCCCCCAGAAAUAUAAAGAAAAAUCAAUUAAGUUUCAAAAUCAUGGUUUCCAUAGAGAAGAAGUGCUUCCUAAUGAUGGAGAAACUAACAAGUCACCUAUGAACUCUACCCAAGAGACUGACAAUGGGAAAAACAGCCAAGCCUCCAAAGACACUGUAGCAUCCCAUUCCCUGAACACUGAAGUAUAUGAGUUAGAAAAAUUUGAAUAUACCAUGAAAGACCAGCAGGACCUAACAAGAACAGGCAUUUCAAGAAAUGAACCCCUUUUCAAAGUGGAGAACAAAAAGCUAGAAAAUCCAGAGUUAGGAAACACUUCCGUGGUAGGCUUACUUGGUGACACAUCUAUUCUUGAUGACCUCUUUAAAAGUCAUGGGAACAGUCCCACACAGCUGCCAAAGAAAGUUCUUUCAGGGCCCAUGGAAAAAGCAAAACAGAGACCAAAAGAUUUCUGGGACAUCUUGAAUGAACAGAAUGACGACAGUCUUAGCAAACUCACCGACUUGGCAGUGAUAGAGACUCUAUGUGAAAAAGUGCCCCUUGCUGCCUCCUCCAAAAGGAAAGAGGAGCUGGAAACUUCACUUUGGAAAUCAAAUGAUAAAUUUUUGUGGAAAAAAUUUAGCACAAGUGAUACAGAUGAAAACACAACUAAUGCACAAAAGUAACGCAUAAACAUACAAUGAAUUACUCUAACCAGUGAGCUUCUACCCUCCGAAGAUCACAACACUGUGUUCCACACGAAUAAUGAUGUUCCCUUGAACACCAUUGUCAACAUAUGCUUUUAUUCAACUCUUGCUCUAGGGUUGUUUUAGCCUAAAAGGUUAUCGUGUAUUUUUUCCUUGAUAUCUGAUUUGAUCUUUUAAAAGUAUGAUUGUAUUAUAGCGUAAACAUCUUUAUGAAAUAGAAAAGGUCUGAAUUUGUUAUCAGGAGACCCUGGGACAUCUCCCUCACUGAGUAAUUAUGUGCCUGUAGAUAAGUCACUUACCUUGGUGCGCAGGUAUUUCCUAAUAUGAAAGGUGAAGGGCUUGAACUCAAGCAACAUCUGUGUCCUUCUGGAUUAAAAAGGCUUUGGUUUACUUUUCUGGAUUCCAUUAAGUCACAGGGCAAAUUAUGGUCAUCCCCAAAUAUGGUGUACAUUGAUGUGUUUCUCACUAGCAUCUAGAAAAUUCAGUUAACUGUCUUCCUUUACCCAAAGUAUCAUGUAUUAUUACUAAAUUAUGAUAAAGUGUUAACUAGUACUGAAUAUACAAUGUAUUAAAAUAAUAAGUUUAUAACUGCUCAGAUACGAAGGGUCAGUGUUGUAUAACUGUACUAUUUGAGGUUUGACACUGAAGUAAUAAAACUACUACGGAUAGCCACAGAAGGCAAUGCCUCCACUGCUUAGGCAACAGUUAGGAUUUAAUCAGUAUCCAUUAAACUUGGUGUAGUACUUUUGUAUGAAGUAUAGAGAAGUGAAGAGACAGUUCAUUUAAAACUGUUCUAUUUUGUUGAAUUUAAUGUAUGUGGUUUAUAAUCAGCAGAAUGUGCUUACUGUUGAAUUCGUUUCUGUGGAAACACUCACUUGGUCCCCGUGUGUACCAUGCCAGCGGCUCAAGGUGUGCAGGGGAGGUACGGCUACGGGUAAAAGGCGGGAGACCGCAUCUGUGAAGUGCGAGGGCUGUGAAGGCCAGGGCAGCGGAGACCCGAGGUUUCCACUGACUCCAUUCAGACGCGCUGUAGCAGCUGUGCUUCUGUUGAGCUCCGGAUCUACAGGUCAGGAAGAAAAAUAGGAAACAGCGGUGACCCGGAAGUGGUGGCGUGCAGACAGCUGUGGACCCUUGUUGGGUUGAGGGGGCGGGGCCUCCCGAUUACCCGUCUCCGCAGCGCAAAAUCAAUGCAGGGAGAUGGGAAAACCAAACAAAAACAAAGACAGAAAUCUUUUCUCAAGGGGACUGAGUGACCAAAUAUGACUUUCUCUGGGGUGUUGUUGAGGGCUGCAAAAUCUAUUUUACAUUAUGACUCAGUACAUAUGGGUUAAUAGAGAUUGAAACAAAAUAUUCAUGAAAUAAUAUUUACCCAUAAGGCAUGCAGUGUCCUUUGAUAUCUCCAGUUCUGUUGUACUUUUUGGCUCUUACGUCUCUGUGUUUUUUCAUGCUAUCAUAACCCACUAAAUUGAUUUUAUGACCCGUUAAUGAUUAGAAAUCACAGUUUGCAAAUCAUUGUCCCCAUGAAUUAGUCUUUUUUUUUUUUUUUUUUUUUCUAUUUUCAGCUGAGUUGUAUCCAGACUUAGCAGAUGCCGAGUUUCACCACUGGGGUGGUUGCUACAAAAAUCAAUGUAUUGUGUAUCUGUGGUAGACAUAUCAAUGUUGUUCGCCUGCUCUGGGCCUUGCUGUAGGAGGAGCCCAAAGAAGCAAGUAGAAACCUCUUCAUCUCAGUUUAUAUACCAGAUGGGAGAGUUCAGUCAUUUUAAUAAAAGUGGAUAUUUCAUAAAAUAAAAUACCUUUAAAAUUUUUAAUAUAGAUAUGACGUUUGAAUCAUAAAAUGAUAUUCAUACAAUAAAAUGAAAUACUAUUAAAGAGAUUUUUAUCAGUAAAAGUCAAAGUGGGAGCAAAAAUACAGACCUGGAAUUUAAAAACUAGUUAUCAGCAGUUGCCAGUGAAACUCAUCAUGCAGGAACAGCUUGUCAAGAAGAGUACGAGGUGCAGCGUGACCAGAGUACAGGGGUCAGUUGGAAAGUUCCCAGAGGGAAGCUCUAGGGAUCAACUUGCCCUGCCCCAGAGCAAUGGGAAGAGUUGGAUCAGCCACUGAUGAAGCUGGGAACAGACACUGUGAGGGGGGCUGACAGUGAGAAUCCUGCCUAGGCCACCCCAACCAGGUUCUUCAGGAUAAAAAGGUGGCCCCAGGCAAAUCCCAAGGCUUCUUUCAGCCUGUUUCUCCCUCUAAAUUUAAGGUGGGCUGAAUCAGUGGUGUUCAAGCAUUUUUUUUUAAAGCAAUUGAACUCUGCUCUGUCUUAAUUAGAAUUAUUGUU